Molecule: messenger RNA, 3420 nt
Organism: Callorhinus ursinus (northern fur seal)
Lineage: Eukaryota; Metazoa; Chordata; Mammalia; Carnivora; Otariidae
Gene: SLC12A5
Product: solute carrier family 12 member 5
Biological process (GO): potassium ion homeostasis; cell volume homeostasis; chloride ion homeostasis
Cellular component (GO): plasma membrane
Molecular function (GO): potassium:chloride symporter activity
Source: RefSeq, a predicted model, not a curated record
AUGAGCCGCAGGUUCACUGUCACCUCAUUGCCUCCCGCGGCGCCCGCCGGGACCUGUGACUUAGAGUCCCACCCGCAUUCGGCAGCCUGUCUCCGCCACCUCUCAGGGGAAGACGCCAAAGGUGAUGGCAACCCCAAGGAGAGCAGCCCCUUCAUCAACAGCACUGACACAGAGAAGGGAAGGGAGUACGAUGGCAAGAACAUGGCCCUGUUUGAGGAGGAGAUGGACACCAGCCCCAUGGUGUCCUCCCUGCUCAGUGGCCUGGCCAACUACACCAACCUGCCCCAGGGAAGUAGGGAGCAUGAAGAGGCAGAAAACAAUGAGGGUGGAAAAAAGAAGCCAGUGCAGGCCCCACGCAUGGGCACCUUCAUGGGCGUGUACCUCCCGUGCCUGCAGAACAUCUUCGGUGUCAUUCUCUUCCUGCGACUCACGUGGGUGGUGGGCAUUGCAGGCAUCAUGGAGGCCUUCUGCAUGGUCUUCAUCUGCUGCUCCUGUACAAUGCUCACGGCCAUCUCCAUGAGUGCAAUUGCAACCAAUGGUGUUGUACCUGCGGGCGGCUCCUACUACAUGAUUUCCAGGUCUCUGGGCCCGGAGUUUGGGGGCGCCGUGGGCCUUUGCUUCUACCUGGGCACUACCUUUGCUGGGGCCAUGUACAUCCUGGGCACCAUCGAAAUCCUGCUGGCUUACCUCUUCCCAGCUAUGGCCAUUUUUAAGGCAGAAGAUGCCAGUGGGGAGGCAGCAGCUAUGUUGAACAAUAUGCGUGUGUAUGGCACCUGUGUGCUCACUUGCAUGGCCACUGUGGUAUUUGUGGGCGUCAAGUAUGUCAACAAGUUUGCCCUUGUCUUCCUGGGUUGUGUCAUCCUCUCCAUCCUGGCCAUCUAUGCCGGGGUCAUCAAAUCUGCCUUCGACCCACCCAACUUCCCGAUCUGCCUCCUGGGGAACCGCACACUGUCUCGCCAUGGCUUUGAUGUCUGUGCCAAGCUGGCUUGGGAAGGAAAUGAGACGGUGACCACACGGCUCUGGGGCCUUUUCUGUUCCUCCCGUUUCCUCAACGCCACCUGUGAUGAGUACUUCACCCGAAACAAUGUCACGGAGAUCCAGGGCAUCCCUGGCGCUGCCAGUGGCCUCAUCAAAGAGAACCUCUGGAGCUCCUACUUGACCAAAGGGGUGAUUGUGGAGAGGCGUGGCAUGCCCUCGGUGGGCCUGGCAGAGGGCACCCCUGUCGACAUGGACCAUCCUUAUGUCUUCAGCGAUAUGACCUCCUACUUCACCCUGCUGGUUGGCAUCUACUUCCCCUCAGUCACAGGGAUCAUGGCUGGUUCUAACCGCUCUGGGGACCUACGGGAUGCCCAGAAGUCAAUUCCCACUGGCACCAUUCUGGCCAUUGCCACCACUUCUGCUGUCUAUAUCAGCUCCGUUGUUCUGUUUGGGGCCUGCAUUGAAGGAGUCGUCCUGCGGGACAAGUUUGGUGAAGCUGUGAAUGGCAAUCUGGUGGUGGGCACACUGGCCUGGCCGUCCCCCUGGGUCAUUGUCAUCGGAUCCUUCUUCUCCACCUGUGGGGCUGGGCUGCAGAGCCUCACGGGGGCCCCACGCCUGCUGCAGGCCAUCUCCCGGGAUGGCAUAGUGCCCUUCCUGCAGGUCUUUGGCCAUGGCAAAGCAAAUGGAGAGCCAACGUGGGCCUUGCUCCUGACUGCCUGCAUCUGCGAGAUCGGCAUCCUCAUUGCAUCCCUCGACGAGGUCGCCCCCAUCCUCUCUAUGUUCUUCCUGAUGUGCUACAUGUUUGUGAACCUGGCCUGUGCAGUGCAGACGCUGCUGAGGACACCCAACUGGAGGCCACGCUUUCGCUAUUACCACUGGACACUCUCCUUCCUGGGCAUGAGCCUCUGCCUGGCCCUCAUGUUUAUCUGCUCCUGGUAUUAUGCGCUGGUGGCCAUGCUCAUUGCUGGCCUUAUCUACAAGUAUAUCGAGUACCGUGGGGCUGAGAAGGAGUGGGGCGACGGGAUCCGAGGCCUGUCCCUCAGUGCAGCACGCUACGCCCUCUUACGCCUGGAGGAAGGGCCCCCACAUACCAAGAACUGGAGGCCACAGCUGCUGGUGCUGGUGCGCGUGGACCAAGACCAGAACGUGGUACACCCACAGCUUCUCUCACUGACCUCCCAGCUCAAGGCGGGGAAGGGCCUGACCAUUGUGGGCUCUGUCCUGGAGGGCACCUUUCUGGACAACCAUCCUCAGGCCCAGCGGGCAGAGGAGUCCAUCCGGCGCCUGAUGGAGGCAGAGAAAGUGAAGGGCUUCUGCCAGGUGGUGAUUUCCUCCAAUCUGCGUGACGGUGUGUCACACCUGAUUCAGUCUGGGGGCCUCGGGGGCCUGCAGCACAACACCGUGCUGGUCGGCUGGCCCCGCAACUGGCGGCAGAAGGAAGAUCAUCAGACGUGGAGAAACUUCAUUGAGCUGGUCCGGGAAACCACAGCUGGUCACCUGGCCCUGCUGGUCACCAAGAACGUUUCCAUGUUCCCUGGGAACCCUGAGCGCUUCUCUGAGGGCAGCAUCGACGUCUGGUGGAUCGUUCAUGAUGGUGGCAUGCUGAUGCUGUUGCCCUUCCUGCUGCGGCACCACAAGGUCUGGCGGAAGUGCAAGAUGCGUAUCUUCACGGUGGCCCAGAUGGACGACAAUAGCAUCCAGAUGAAGAAGGACCUGACUACCUUUCUGUACCACUUACGUAUCACCGCGGAGGUCGAGGUGGUGGAGAUGCACGAGAGUGACAUCUCGGCUUACACCUACGAGAAGACACUGGUGAUGGAACAGCGUUCCCAGAUCCUCAAACAGAUGCAUUUAACCAAGAAUGAGCGCGAGCGGGAGAUCCAGAGUAUCACAGAUGAGUCUCGUGGCUCAAUCCGGAGAAAGAAUCCAGCCAACACUCGGCUCCGCCUCAACGUCCCAGAAGAGACAGCUGGUGACAGUGAGGAGAAGCCAGAGGAGGAGGUGCAGCUGAUCCAUGACCAGAGCGCUCCCAGCUGCCCCAGCAGCUCUCCAUCCCCGGGGGAGGAGCCCGAGGGGGAGGGCGAGGCAGAUCCUGAGAAGGUGCAUCUCACCUGGACCAAGGACAAGUCGGUGGCAGAGAAGAAUAAGGGCCCCAGUCCCGUCUCCUCCGAGGGCAUCAAGGACUUCUUCAGCAUGAAGCCGGAGUGGGAGAAUUUGAACCAGUCCAACGUGCGGCGUAUGCACACGGCCGUGCGGCUGAACGAGGUCAUCGUGAAGAAAUCCCGGGAUGCCAAGCUGGUUUUGCUCAACAUGCCUGGACCUCCGCGCAACCGCAACGGUGACGAAAACUACAUGGAGUUCCUCGAGGUCCUCACCGAGCACCUGGACCGGGUGAUGCUGGUCCGCGGCGGCGGCCGCGAGGUCAUCACCAUCUACUCCUGA